GAGUAAUAACGUUGCUAAAUUGCUGAGCCUAAUCAAGCGAGAUCAAAGCAUUUUAAUUGACGUGGCAAAAGCAUCAUGAUGUGGGCGUGGUUUAGUAUUGUCAACAUCCUGGUGACAUAACUAGUUUCUCCAAAAUGGCGACGGUGGAUCACAGAGAAGCAGGUCAGGAUGACCCAGAGAGUGAAGAUGAGGUUUAUGAGGUUGUGGACCUGACAGAAUAUGCCCGGAGGCACCAGUGGUGGAGUAGGGUGUUUGGGAACAACUCCGGCCCGAUUGCUGAGAAGUAUUCCGUGGCCACCCAGAUCAUGAUGGGAGGGGUGACUGGAUGGUGUGCUGGUUACCUCUUCCAGAGAGUUGGGAAGAUAGCUGCUACCGCUGUUGGAGGAGGGUUCCUUCUUUUACAGAUUGCCAAUCAUAGUGGCUACGUGCAGGUGGACUGGAAGAAAGUGGAGAAGGAUGUGAACAAAGCAAAGAAGCACCUGAAGAAGAAAGCAAACAAAGCAGCCCCUGAAAUAAACACAUUCAUUGAGGAGGCCACAGACUUUAUAAAAAGGAACAUCGUCUUGUCUGGCGGGUUCGUCGGUGGCUUCUUUCUGGGAUUGGCCUCCUAAAGCUGCUGCACACGCUGCAGUCUCCACUUACUGUGAAUCACAUCGCUACAUAGGUCACUUUCCUCUCCAUUGUUUACCUCUCACCCCCAUGUGUGCAUUGAUUCACCUCUUAACGAACCGAACGGGGGGGGGGUUAUGUUGAACAUUGAAGCAUGAUCUGUUGUGACAGUGGUAUUAACUGUGUAACAUUGUUCUACUCCCCCUGUUUUAAAUAAUUUCUAGCUAAUUAUUUCCUUUUGGGAGGACUGAUUCUGAAGUGUGUGUGGUGGGUCAGUGGGGAAAUGGGGUGCUUGGAUUAUACUGUGAAGACUUUCUGCUCUGGGACCCAUAAUGGAUCUUUGCCAGACUGCUGAAUAUGCCAAGCUGCCACAAACUAGCACAGAUUCGUCAUUGCUUUUUCAACACUGAUCUGAGUCUAGAUUGUCUGUCCCCUCAUGGAUUUGCCUGGUGGAUUCUGAUCUCAGAUUGUUAUAAGAUUGCAUGUGUGGGUGCCAUUGUAAAUAUAUAGCCAACCCCUUUUCAGAGCUGUAAAUACCCACACAAGGCAAACUAUUAUAUAAACAACAUGGAAGGCAGCAGAGUGGGAAGUUAACACCAUCCCCCGGUCUAGUGCCUAGAGGUAUUUUUUAUGUAGCUGUGAAGUUUGGCAAGUUUAUGUGCCAUUUAAGCAUGUAAGCAAACACAAUUCAGCUUUUAAAGUUUGUCACUCUGGCUGGUGGUUUAAAGCAAAGUUAUUUUCCCACUCUGAGCAAGAGUUGUUAUUGUUAUACAACACAUAUCAUGAGCAUGAAUCCAAACUAAAUGUUACAUCUGUGAAUAUUCUCUACUUUACACUGACAACAGGGAGUAUUAAAUACAGAUCCUUUAUUCCCAUAAUCCUCAGCUCCACAAUGCCCUUUAAUGACAGGAUGAGCAUCUGCUGUACCCUAAUUACCACAGUCACAAGCUAGACACCAAAAGAGACACCAGUCCUGUCAUUAAAGAGCAUAAUGGAGCAGCGAUUGUGACUCCUACGCCCUCGCUAUUGUCAUUAUGCAUUUAGUAGUGUCCGUGUAGCAAUAACACAACAGCGAUGCUGCCAAGUCAUGUAUCACAUUAUCUAGAAAGGACAUCUACACAUAGGAGUCCACUUGAGUUGAUCACAAGUUGCUUAUUUUGUUUUUUGCCUUUUUCUAUCAGUGCAAUAUACAGUAAUGUGUUUUUUUUGGAGGAGCUUGUUACGUCUCCAACUGGCAUUUUAUACGCUUAUAUUCCCUCAUUGUUUCUAUUUAUGAGCUGUAUGAAUUUGGUUGGGUGUCUCUUUUAAAAUAAAGUUGCCUGAUUUUGUUUUGAA
Messenger RNA from Siniperca chuatsi (mandarin fish), 1944 nucleotides. Its product is annotated as FUN14 domain-containing protein 1. Lineage: Eukaryota; Metazoa; Chordata; Actinopteri; Centrarchiformes; Sinipercidae. Gene Ontology annotation, biological process: autophagy of mitochondrion. The transcript has 5 exons. The coding region runs from base 135 to 611 and encodes 158 amino acids. Gene Ontology annotation, cellular component: mitochondrial outer membrane. The record is from RefSeq and is a predicted model, not a curated record.